Pungitius pungitius (ninespine stickleback) is the source of this 1855-nucleotide messenger RNA. It is a transcript of the gene ptpa, whose product is annotated as protein phosphatase 2 phosphatase activator. Gene Ontology annotation, molecular function: peptidyl-prolyl cis-trans isomerase activity; protein tyrosine phosphatase activator activity. The transcript is spliced from 10 exons. Lineage: Eukaryota; Metazoa; Chordata; Actinopteri; Perciformes; Gasterosteidae. Gene Ontology annotation, biological process: mitotic spindle organization. Gene Ontology annotation, cellular component: protein phosphatase type 2A complex; nucleus; cytoplasm. Bases 152 to 1126 code for a protein of 324 amino acids. The record is from RefSeq and is a predicted model, not a curated record.
AGAAAGGGGAUGCAUAGGAAGACAGCAGUUAAACUCAAUGUAUUGUGAAUAUGUUAUACGAGAGUUCACAUGUCCAACAGCGGCGGCAGUAAAGCGCCGCGGCUCGUUUAAAUGUGUCUGAAACCCACGAAGAAGAGCGUCCUCCCCCACCAUGGCGGAAGCGGAGCAGCAGUCAGGAUCCACUCCCGAAGAUGAAGCACAUGCCGUCCCAGACAGCAUCACCUUCAUGGUACCCAAGAAGGAGAUCAGCAUGGUGUCAGACAUGGGCAAGUGGAAGCGAUCUCAAGCGUAUGCUGACUACAUGGGCUUUGUUCUGACACUGAAUGAAGGUGUGAAGGGAAAGAAGCUCACAUGUGAAUAUAAAGUGUCAGAGACAGUGGAGAAGUUACUAGAUCUUCUGGAGACUCUGGACCGAUGGAUAAACGAGACUCCUCCUGUUGACCAGCCAUCACGCUUUGGUAAUAAGGCCUACAGAAGCUGGUCUGCCAAACUAGACCAGGAUGCCGAGGCUUUGGUGGCAGCAAUGCUACCAGCUGACAGAUGUGCUGCAGCUCCAGAGAUAGCUGUCUAUCUAAAGGAGUCUGUGGGGAACGCCACCAGGAUCGACUAUGGAACAGGUCAUGAAGCUGCUUUCGCUGCAUUCCUCUGCUGCCUUUGCAAGGUUGGAGCUCUGCGGGUAGAUGAUCAGCUGGCUAUUGUUUUCAAGGUGUUCAACAGAUAUCUGGCAGUGAUGCGGAAGCUACAAAAGAUCUACAGGAUGGAGCCAGCUGGGAGCCAAGGUGUGUGGGGACUAGAUGACUUCCAGUUUCUUCCCUUCAUUUGGGGCAGUGCCCAGUUAGUAGAUCACCCAACACUGGAGCCCCGACACUUCCUUGAUGAGAGGGUGGUGAACGAUCACCAACAAGACUUCAUGUUCCUGGAGUGCAUCAAAUUCAUAAAUGAGAUGAAGACCGGUCCGUUUGCAGAACACUCCAACCAGCUGUGGAACAUCAGUGCGGUUCCUUCCUGGUCCAAAGUGAACCAGGGCCUGAUCCGAAUGUACAAGGCCGAGUGUCUGGAGAAGUUCCCUGUGAUCCAGCACUUUAAGUUUGGGAGCCUGCUCUCCAUCCAGCCAGGGAAGACUUGACGCUCCGGCACACAAUGGAAAGACCAAAAUCCCAACAGUUUUCUCUUCUUCUGGUAUUUUCACGUGCAAAUAAAACGGUAGCAAAAACCAACCACAUGUAGAUUCCCACACGGUUUGUCACGCAUGUGGUCAUGAAAGCUUGUAGGCCAUCCUUGACUUAAAGUCACAGCAUGUCGUGGAUGACCUUUUAUCAUUUUAGAACUAUUUCUAUUUUAUUUAUACAAUGGAUACAGCUUGAAUUUGACUUUCUUUUUUAAAAUAAAUAUAUUUUUGAAGUCUACUCAUGGCUCAUCAUGGGCAUAGACUUUGUUUGACUUCUUCAAAAUGCUUUGGUAUAGAUGAUGUUUUGACUUCAAAGAUAUUUUCUUACUUUUGCUUUCAAUGCUAAAUGUAUUAUCAUUUUGACGGAACUGUUCAUCCCAACAUCUGAGUCACAUUGAUAGGAUAAGUCUUGCUCAAAGGGGACAGUACAGUCUACCAUCAUCAACUAAUAACUUUUCCCUCAACAUUGUACUUCCAAAUUGUUAAAUUCUGCAUGUGAUAUGAUUUGGCACAUUUUAAAUAAUAUUGCAUUUGUUUGUAAUGACCAAAACACCAUUAUUAUUUUUCUGUUGUAGACAGACCUGCAAACCUUGUUAAAUAAAUUUCUCCUCUUUUAUUUGGUGACCCAACAAUGAAUUUUUGUGUUUAUUUCCAUGUUCUAUUUUAAGGUUGUUCAGUUAGAAAAUG